Molecule: messenger RNA, 3018 nt
Organism: Platichthys flesus (European flounder)
Lineage: Eukaryota; Metazoa; Chordata; Actinopteri; Pleuronectiformes; Pleuronectidae
Product: ceramide synthase 2-like
Exons: 11
Coding region: 114-1322 (402 amino acids)
Biological process (GO): ceramide biosynthetic process
Cellular component (GO): membrane
Molecular function (GO): DNA binding; sphingosine N-acyltransferase activity
Source: RefSeq, a predicted model, not a curated record
CACGCUCCUCCUCCUCCUCCUCCUCCUCCUCCUUCUCUCCUGUGUCUCCCCUGAACGCUGCACAUGCCCCUCACCGUCAUCAUCUUCAUCACCAUCAGAGGAGCGCAGACAGGAUGGAGGCCCUGUUAAAUGAGUGGCUGUGGCAGGAGAAGUACUGGCUUCCUCCUGGUAUCCGCUGGCGGGACAUUAAGAUGAAGGAGGAAGACGGACGCUUUCCUCUACCCAGGGAUCUCAUCUACACCUUGCCUCUGGCCUUGGCCUUCAUAGCCCUCAGAUAUGUCUUUGAGAGGCUCGUCGCAGUCCCGCUCAGCAGAGCUGUGGACGUGAAGGAUCCCAUUCGGAUCCGAGCUGCUUCCAUCCCGAAGCUGGAGACCUUCUACAAACAGAACAGUCGGCAGCCAUCGCAAAGCGAGCUGCUGAGUCUGGGGAAGCAGUGUGGCCUCUCUCAGAGAAAAAUACAGACGUGGUUCAGACACAGACGGAACCAGGAUCGACCCAGCAACACCAAAAAGUUCUGCGAGGCCUCUUGGCGCUUCGUCUUCUACCUGUUUGCAUUCACCGCAGGGCUCGCCUCUUUACUUAAUAGUGCGUGGCUGUGGGAUCACAGAGAGUGUUGGAGGGGAUAUCCCAAACAGCCCGUGGCCGAAGCUCAUUACUGGUAUUACAUCCUGGAAAUGGGUUUCUAUUUGUCGCUGCUGAUGUGCGUCUCGGUGGACGUCAAGCGAAAAGAUUUCAGGGAGCAGGUCAUUCAUCACAUCGCCACCAUAUUCCUCAUUGGUUUCUCCUACUGUGCCAACUAUGUGAGGGUCGGCACUCUGGUGAUGCUGGUGCACGACUCCUCUGACUUCCUGCUCGAGUCUGCUAAGAUGUUUCACUAUGCCGGUUGGACAAGGACGUGUGACUCACUGUUUGUCGUCUUCGCCCUCGUUUUCCUUUACACGAGGCUGGUGGUGUUUCCUAGCAGAGUGGUCCACACAACCCUGGUGGUGUCUUCAGAAUUCUUCCAGCCCUUCUUCGGUUAUUACUUCUUCAAUGCUCUGCUGUUAGUGCUGCAAGCCCUGCACGUCUUCUGGGCGUAUCUCAUCCUGCGCAUGGUCUAUAAGUUUGUGUUCUCGGGCAAGGUGGAGCGUGAUGUACGCAGCGAUGAAGAGAGCGAAGUGGAGGAUGAAGAGGAGGAGCCUGAAGAGGAAGGGGACGGAUGCAGCUGGGAGCAAAGGAAGGGUACCAUCAACUCCAAACUGGCAUCACUGGCGAACAACUGUGUCCUGAACAACCUGACCCACCAGAGGAAUAUAAACAGCAGACUGCCUAAAGCCAGAUAGUGGAGAACCCCCCCCCCCCUUCUCCUUGUCCACCAAGCCUCACUGGAUAACCAGUUGUUUCCCCCAUCGCUGAUUGGAAAUGAACUUGUUUGUGAUGUAUGAUACACACAUGUGGCUUGUGAACACAUCACAAGGUCCAUUGAAGAUUUCCGGGUAGGUCUGCAUCCUAUUUAUCUUUAAAAAAUAAAGAGGGCAAAUAAGCACCGAUGAUUGUAAAUCUUAGGAAGACACACCAUCAUGACUGUCACCCUGAUUUUGUAAAUUGGCAAGACAAAGAGAGAGUAAAAAUAAGUUUUAUGUCUACUAAUAAGUGUUGUUUUCCAGAUUUUAUAAAUUUUUGUUUUCAUUGAAGGAAAUCAACUUGUUUGUAAAUACCUAAGUGUAGAAACUCCGCUAUGAUUCUUUUAUCCUUUCUUUGGUCAACAAGAGAAACUGAAUAUUUUAUACUAAUUCAAGCUGUUAUCUAAUAUGUGUUAUAACUCGUUUUAAAUUAAAGCUAGAAUGAGGUAGUAAUGCACUCUCCCCAACCCAGCGCUUUCACAUGCACAUGAUGUUUGAUUGUACUGAGGCUGUUAAAACAUUGAUUGUAGUAAAGUCGACAAACCACUUAAUAGAAUAUUUUUAUGAACCAUUUACCCAAAAGAUGUUUAUCUUGUUUUAAUCUGUGGCGGAAUCCAUAAAAGUUCCUUAGGAAUACAAAAAAAUAUUUUUAAUGGCAUGGUUUGACUUGCUCCCUGGAUUUAGCGUGUUAUGUUCAAGAUAGAUUUUAGAAGAGAUGUGGCGCCCCCUUGUGUGAAAAGAAGAACAUAUCUUACUAGAGACUGAACUCCCCCAUGUCUCAAAAUGAUGCCUUUGGGGGAAAAAGUACCUAAAUCAGGUGUAUGUGUGUGUCUGUGUGCGUGUGUCUGUGUGUGUGUGUGUGUGUUUGUGUGUGUGUGUGUGUGUGUGUGUGCGCGCACGUGUGUGUGUGGCACCAUGAAUUCUCAAAGAUGCCUUGGCUGCUGUUUUUAUACUGUUCUGUUACGAGCACUCGAUAUAUGACGCUCCGUUUGCUGGUAGGAUUGUGUUUACUGGACAAACACAUGGACCAGGCCUUACUGUGACUAGUUUCAAUGUUACUGAGCUGGUGGUGACACCUGGUUAAGCCAUGAUAAAGACUAUAUGGGAAAGACACAAGGGAAAUGUUAGAUACUUUGGGUGGUGAAGUUGUCUCUAAAGGUCACAUAGUUUAAGGCUCAGAUGAAGGAAAACCUUGUUAAAAUGAAAAGAUGUAGUUGUUUUUAUAAAAGCUUGUUUUUAUACGAUUAGACAAACACUAACACUUUACUUGGAAAGAGGGAUUGUUUGGUUUUACUUUUCCAACACACUGGAACCACGAGCUGACAUCAGUCAUGUUAUAUAAUAUGUACAUAAUGUUGUUUGGCUCCAGGUUAUCAAUUCACUGCCCUGCACGUCCACUACCAUAAACCAAACUGGUACAGGAACUUAAAGGGCUGAUCCACUGAGUGACACACCUGUGAUGCCACAAAGAUACUAAUAUUUAUUACAAAGAGAAAUAUUAAGUGCAUCACCAGAAAAUGUGAGGAGAUAUAUCAUGUUUCCAUCUUUUGAGUUACAUUUGACUGUUCUCUUGUGAUUGUACAAGGAUGCUCUGUUGAUCUGUGGAAGGUUUUAAUAAAUUAUAUUGAAGAAAUAA